AUGACAGAUAUGGAAACAGGGAAACUUGAUAAAGCUUUGGACGAACUGAAGGAAAUAAACGAUAACAUUGCCGCUUUGAAUGGAAGGCCUGCUGAAAAGUAAGUUGUGUUUACUUGAAACUGACUGAGUUUAUGGACGUAAACAUAUAGCAGAUUAUAGUACAAGUUAUUUUAGAGAACCAAGGAAGCCAAUUACAAUGAACGAUGCCGAGAAACCAGAAACAAGGUAAGUGUUUAUGAUAAUACAAGUAAUGUUUCGAUUUUAGGAAACGAUUGUUGGUGCGAGCUCCAGAAGGUGGCGAAAGGUUGGUUUGGUUUCUUAAAUAAUAGUUUCUUUAUUUAUUUUGGUUUUCAUUGAUAAUAUUAACAUUGAUUCAUAUAUUUUAGUGGAAAGCGGAAAGUUGUCGUUUAUAGCGAAUCCGAGCCAUUGUAAGUUGAAUUUUUAUAUUUAAAGAUCGCUAUGGGAUAGAAAUUAAAGAUUUUUUGAGAUUUUUUGUUUGCUGCUAAAGUAAAUAGCAUCGUUAAGAAUUGACCCAAAGCAGAAAGCUAGCCUACUCGUUCUGGGCUGUAUUAAUCUUUUUACUGUCAGUAGAACACGUUUUUUAAUGUUACUUUCAAUUUCAGAGGUAAAAGAAGUCGUCAAGAAGAGAAUGGACACCGCAGAUUUGUUCCAGCAUCUGGACCAACACCUUCAAUACCAAGAAGAUCGUUACAGUCAAGUGUCGUGUUACCUAUUGAAACUAAGUCCAGAGAAGAAACAUUGAGCAAAUUGAAACAAUCUGAGAAAGCAGAAGACAGCAAAAGGUAAGAUUUUAACUAUAUUGUUCAUGGUUUAGGUCCCUGCGAUUUAUUGGAGCUACAGCUUGGUAAUGAGCUAAAAUUAACGGCUUGGAAACAGAAAGCUUAUAAUUUAUAUAAAUAUUGUAACGUACACCUCAUAAAACAAAAAGCAAGGCUGUUUUACAUGUGUAACACAUAUAAUUCUCUAAAUUUUAGAAAUCGUCGAUUGUUUGGAAAUCUUCUUAUGGGCACUUUGGACAGGUUCCAAAAGGAAGAGAAAAACGUUGCUCCAAAAGUUGAUGCGCAGGUACGGGACUAAUUUUAAAGAAGAUUUAGAAGCUUAACAUGUUUAAGCUACUAUUAUCCGUAAUUUAAGUUGUUAAUUUAUAAUUUAACCUUUGAAAACUUUAAUUUUAGGUCCAAAAACAACGUGAAGUCGAAAAACGGUUAGAAGCUAGUAAAAGGGAAGAACGGGAGAGGCUUUUGAAGCAGAAACACGACUUGGAAUCACGGAAAAGAGAUAAGGAAAUUGAGAUUUUGAAACUAAAGAGACAGAACGCCAUCAAACACAAUGUAAGGAUAAUUUUACACUUUAAGCGAAGAAAUAACUAUAUUUUACAUAUUUAUAAUUUGAAUUUAAUGUUUUACUAAAUUUUAUAAGGUGUGUAGCAGAAAAUGCAGUAAAGUCGGUCAAUAACGAUAUUCAAUAAAAACAUUGUUUUAGUUGGGAGAAAAGGAGACUCAUUUCGGAAGGCUGAAGUUGUUUAUCCAAACACAAACCAAGCCUCCAAUCUUCUACUUGCCAGCCAAGCACACUCUGAGAUCUUUGGAGUUGCUUAAGGAAUCUGCCAAGAACAUGGAUAGUAAGGCAUCGUUUUUCUAUGAUUUUAAAAUCUUGCUCAUUAUGAGACUGAACUGUCUCUAGCAUAAUAUUACUGCCUAACGGAAUGUUUUCAAUGAAUUUAAAGCGCUGCUUUGCUAUAUUGUACUAAAAUAUUUGUCUUUAUUAUCUAUAAUCUUUAUUUUUCAGCUCUCAUCGAGAAAUGCCGCGAAGUCGCCGACCGGGACCUGAGGGAAGUUGAGGUAGAGGGUGAAGGUGAAGACAUUAUAAAUCAUCAGGUUGCCAGUAAAGUAACUUUAGCCAAGACCGAGGAGCAGGGUGGGGAGACAAAAGUAGAGGUAAAGGAUGAAUAAGUGAGUGAAAAAAGAUCUCGGUGGUGCCUGUCAUCCGUUUUUUUUUCGGUUUUUGUAGCUUUUCAAAAUAAGAGGGUAACGAUGUAGCAGGUCCAUUACUUUAAGAUAUUUUUGAUGGGAAAAGUGCACAAGUUUGCACUUUGUUUCAGGGCAACGAGCAGAACCAUAUUUUCUGUAUUAUACUAUUAUACAUAAUAAAUAUUGUUGAACUUUUGAACGUUUUUUAAUUAAUAAAGUUGCUGAAAGAGUUGGAUUAGAUUGAAGGUUUUAUGAUAAUUACUAUAAUAAUGAAAUGUAAACUUGUGAAAAGGUUUGUAUUUUUUUAGUAGCUCAUAUGAAUAAAUUACGGUCACAGAAAGUUUCAGAUGUCUACCUAUCUAUUCAAGUAAGUUAUAAUGAGAACAAUGUUGGUAACAGUUUGUUGCCUAAUUCAAAACAACUUUUUACAAAUCUUAACGCAGCAAUAAAUAUAUAAUUGUAAAAUAAAAGGUCUUGUAACUAAUAAACGACAAACAAUCUUAAAAUUCAAUGAUAAAUCGCCAAAAUUCGUCAAAUUCUUUUCAAAAAGGUCUACAUUGCACAAGUGAUUUGGUCCCGCCACGAAAAUGGCCUUGUCUCCGCUGAUCGUGGCAGACAACCUGGUAACCAAAUCCUGUCAACUUUCUCAUGAAGGCUGGCAUUUAGGAUUGUGUCGAGCUGGCCUGCGGUUUGAGCUGUAACUCUUGGAGUUGGCAAUGUUGUUCAUCUUUCCUUUGUCGUGAUAUUUUAGUUUUGGGCUGUGAAGAAACUUUUAUGAAUUGUUGUUAGACAUGAUAGGUCUUUUGUUGAAAUUGUGAACGUUUUGGGACAAAUUUUAGGUAUAUUCGUGGAGUUUUGUACCUAAAAUCUUCUUGCUUUGGUUGUUGUUUCUUCUUUGUUUAUUAAUGAAGGCAAUCACAAUAUCUUACUGUUUUACACUGUUAAAACAGAGUUUAUGGCGAUUGUUUAUGGUUGAUUAGGACACUAUCUUGCUCUCUAAUAUGGUUCUAUAAUAUGUUGUCUAAUUUGUCGCGUUUAAGCUGUUUUGACCGAGUUUAUAUUGUAGGUAUACCUAUUUUUCAAAAUUUUGGUUUCAGGGUCAACGGAAGAGAUUAUCGAGACGAGAAUGUACACAGAAAUCAAAGAAGCUACUUACGUGCUUACCAGCUUUAUUAUUAAGCAAGUUCCUCGUCAGAAGGUGGCUUGGUUUGCUGAAGCCUUCGCCAAUCACAUGUUAUGCCGGGUCUUCAACUAUUACGUGGAUCCGACCAAGUUGUUGCACAAUGAAAGUAAGUUUAUGGCAUCACAUAGGUUCAUUGAUGUGAUGUGUGCAUUUUCUUUGAGUUUUUUUGUAUUUUUUCUAAAACUUAUAUUUCAGUGGACUCAAAUGGCUAUUGGGUGAUCGUGAACAAGAACCACCAGUUCAUUUCUCCUGUGGUUAUUCAAGCAACUAUCGAAGUUGCUCUUGGUGGUGGUGAACUCAUGGCCCAUUUGCCUUGUAAGUUUAUUUUGGCAUUCUUAACUUUAUUUUUCGUUUUUUAGGUAGAUUAUUGCAAGACUAAUGUUUUUUUUUUCAGCUGAAUUGGCCAUUUCGAUUAAAAUCGGAGAAGUAAAAGCUCGUAUCAAUGGCAAGGUUUCCUUGAUCUGGAAGGAUAUGGGAUGCAAUGCUUACUCUCCAGUUCCUUGGCCAGUCCUUCGUCAAAGCUUGUCGGAGAGAACUGGUAAGUUUGUUUUACUACUGUGUAUAGAUUUUGAAAAGAAAAGUUGCAUGAAUUAUGUUAAACUGUUUAUUAUAUUGUUUUAGUUAUGGUUCUAUCGUAUGACCAGAAGAUUCGCAGUGAUUUUAUUCCUCUGGAGCUGGUUGAUGCUGAGAAAGUUGGCCAUAACUUCCCGUUGGUUGGAGUUGUAAGUAUUCUUGAUUUUUUGUUUAUUUCUUUAGGUUAUGGUAGUCACAGACAAUGAUGAUGUUGAGGAUUGAUGAGUAUUCCUUCUUUUUAGACAUUUUUUUUGGUUUUUCGUUUCUAAAACGAAUGUUUUUUGAAUAAAACAGCAUUAUUACUGAGUCCAUGUUAGGAGCAAGAAGCUAAAAUUUUAAAAAUAGUUGUAUCGUCUGCCCAAAAGCCUGUCCUGAGAGCUUCUAGGUCUAGAAGAGGGGCCCAAUAUCACGUUCCUUACUCUAGAACGUGCCUAAAGGCGAACUCUUUUUUUCCUAGAUCAUUAAGACUCCUAAGGGAUUAAUAGCUAUGUAUGCUCAUCACUGUAUUGUCAUUUAUUAAAAAAAAUUAUAUUUUAUGUUAUAUUAUUAUUUUAUGAUAUAUUAUGACUCUACGAGUGAAGUUUGAAAAUAAAUAAAUAAAAAUUUUAGGACGCCAAGCUGCUGAACGGCAAGGUGAAGAUGUUCCGUGCCGCUGGUCCAGCUCGUUUUGUCUUCACUGCUCUCAACUUUGCAUGCACCAGAUUUGGAAACAGAAGACGUCGUUCCAAAACUCUCACCUCGAUCAAGGAGAACUCGAAGAACGAUCUGUCCAUCAGAAGAGCCUCGCAGGAAAUGGUACCCUGCGAAGAGAGAAGCCAUUUCUUCUCGAACAACUGGUGGAACAGUGAGUUAAUCAAAUUUGACGCAUAUAGGGCGCAGACGCAGGAGUUCAACAUAGCUUGAUGUUAUAGUAGACGAUUAAAGGCAUCUUUUUGUAAAACAACUAUACUCUCAUAGCUGUAAGAUGUAAUGACUGUUUUUGUGGUCUUUAAAGCAAGAUUGUUAACCUUAUGAUAUUGUGCUUGGUACAGUUCAGUUUCAUUGUAUAUAUUCUCAUUUUCUUUUCUAGAAUACGGUGGUUUUGGUCUAAAUUUUUAUGUUUGUUUAUGAAAUUGUGGUCUACUAUAACAUCAUGUUAUGCUGAUUUCACUCAAUUGAAGGGUCUUGUUUGAAAAUUUGAGUUAUUGUAAUCUGUGCUUUUCUGAAAUUUACAAUUUUCAAUAUUUUACAUUGUUUUUACUCUAGCGUAGAAUGUCAUUUUUGGCAAAAAACUGGUAACUCUUUUCAUUGUUUUGCGUUUUCAUUUUUCAAUUUAAAAUUGAAAAAGAUGAACGCGAAAGAAUUAGUGCAUUUGCCAAGUAUUAAAGUUGUUUUUUAGUGUUAUGUCGAUUUGUUAUGUUGUUAGAUAAAGUUGUGUUAAUCAUUUUUGGAUUUUAAUUUGACUAAUCGAAAACAUUGUUUUAGACUUCUUGAACUCGGCCUACUUCCUGGAAGCCUUGGGACACUGCCAACGUCCGCUGUCUCAGUUCCACUGA
Bursaphelenchus okinawaensis is the source of this 5282-nucleotide messenger RNA. Lineage: Eukaryota; Metazoa; Nematoda; Chromadorea; Rhabditida; Aphelenchoididae. The record is from the annotation of a GenBank genome assembly.